GCAGGGCAGUGCGUUUCCGGUCAUACCCUCGUCCUCGCUCACCUGCGCUAACUUGACUGGCAGGUAUAUAAACUCUAUCCCGGACGGUUCGCGGUAGGAGGUGUUCCGGAGUGACAGCGGCUGAUCUCCCGUUGACCUUCCGUCCUGUCACCGCGGUGGAAACAUGGCUCUGAGCCGUCUGGAAAAGGCUCAAGUAUGGCUCUUCAAGGCGGUCAUGGGAGUCUUCAUGAUGCUUUUCCGGGUCUUCUCCCCCCGGAGACCGGCCGUGUCCGACAAGAAGCUGCCGCCCGUCCGCAACCCGCUGCUGUUCGUGUCAGCGACGCAGCUCGCUAAGAAGAUCCGGCGAAAAGAGGUGUCAAGUGUGGAGGUGGUGCAGGCUUACAUUGACAGGAUCCAGGAGGUCAACCCCUUUCUGAACGCUGUUAUCAAAGACAGGUUUGCUGCUGCCCUCCAGGAGGCAGCCCAGGUCGAUAAGCUGAUAGAGGAGGAAACUGGAGGAGAGGAGGUGCUGGAGGAUCGACUGCCUUUACUGGGAGUCCCACUCUCUGUCAAAGAGUCCUUUGCCCUCCAGGGCAUGCCCCAAGCUACUGGUCUGAUCUCCAGGCAAGGGGUCGUGUCCGCUGUCGACGCUCCACCUGUGGCCCUGCUGAAGAGGGCGGGGGCCAUCCCGCUGGGCGUCACCAACACCAGCGAGCUGUGCAUGUGGUGCGAGUCCCACAACCAUCUGCACGGCAUCACCAACAACCCGUACGACCUGGAGAGGAUACCAGGAGGAAGCUCGGGGGGAGAGGGCAGCAUACUGGCAGCAGCAGGCGCAGUCAUCGGUAUAGGCUCAGACAUCGGCGGCAGCAUCCGCAUGCCCUGCUUCUUCAACGGAAUAUUUGGCCAUAAAACCACUCCUGGUGUUGUGUCCCCUGAGAACCAGUACCCUCCCAUCUCCGGCAGACAGGACGAGUACCUCAGCACCGGACCCAUGUGCCGCUACGCUGAGGACCUGCUGCCCAUGCUCAAGAUCAUGGCAGGACCCAAUGCUCACAUGUUGCCCUUGAACACGAAGGUUGACCUAAAGAAGCUGCGGUUCUUCACCAUCCUUCAUGACGGCGGCUCUCCUGUGACGUACCCCGUCAGCAAAGAGCUCAUGGACAUCCAGAAGAAGGUGGUGGAGCGUCUGGAGGCCGACCUCGGCGUACAAGUCCAAGAAGUGCGUUUCCCCGAGCUCCGCUACAGCUUCCAGAUCUGGAACACCUACAUGGGUCUCCCUGAUAAGGACGGCAAGCCUCCUCUGCCGUUUACGAUGCUGAUGGGGGAACCAGGACGACCGGUGUGGCCUCUGUGGGAGCUGCUGAAGUGGAUGAUGGGAAAGUCAGAACAUACCAUGGCUGCUAUUGGUCUGGCCCUGCUGGAGAUGACCCACGUGUCCAAACCCUCGGCCUUCAUCAUCCAGCAGAAGGAGAAGCUGCAGAAGGAGGUGGAGGAGCUGCUGGGCACCGACGGUGUUUUCCUUUACCCCUCGCACCCCCGAGUGGCACCCAAACACCACCACCCGCUCUUCAGACCCUUCGACUUCGCCUACACCGGUAUAAUCAACAUCCUCGGGCUGCCCGUCACCCAGUGUCCUCUGGGUCUGGGUGAGGAGGGUCUGCCGCUGGGUGUGCAGGUUGUGGGUGGGAAGCUGCAGGACCAUCUAACCCUGGCUGUGGCGCUCUACCUGGAGAAGACAUUCGGAGGCUGGCGGGACCCCGGAGCAAACUAAAAACCACACACUCGCAGCCGUUACCAAAUCUCCAGACUGGGGCCAAUUGAAUCAGAGAUUGUGGUACUCUAUCUGCCUUGCUGCUCGCUGUAGUACACAAUCACCAGGAGGUACAAUCAGCACGCUGAAUGUUCAAGUGAAGAGAUUAAUUUUUGUACUAAUGAGGGAUCAGCUGUUCCUGUUAAACGUCUGUUAUGAUUUUAUCAUCUACCCUGUUCAGGGACUGUUAUGUUACGAGCACAAGCUUUAAAAAAAGAUUGAUUUUUAUAGUAGUGGAAAUAUCUUUAAUCAAAUGUUCACAUUAUCACGCAAAAACAAGGAUUUUAUGCUGCUCAUGACUGUGUUUGACUACUUCACUGACAUCAUAUCAGACCUCUGCAGCGGGUUGUGUAAAGUGUAAGCAGAUGCCAGAUAUGUACAUUAUAAAGAACUUUAACUGUACAACUUUUACUUUACACACUUUGGUUUUACCUCAUUUUUUUUGACUGGCAGCUGUAUGGUUACAGACAUAUUAGAUGCAGUGUUAUUAACUCUUAAAAGGACGCUCAUACACACACACACACACAGGUUGGCUGUGGUCAUAUAGUCUUCUUUGCUUAGGAAGCUUCCUAACUGGGUGAAUUGACUUGGACGUAUAUAAGUGGCAGCCAUGAUAAGAGCUUGUUGAAUUCUCUAAAUGUUACGAAAAGGAGCUUCAGUGCCUCCUAUCUUAUCUCCUUUAACAUAGGAUACUCUGGACCUUCCUUUAUGAAAGGAAAUGUCCCACAGUUCCUUGCAGCAGCAACAUUAUUCUGUUCUGACUGAUUAGACCUCCACUCAGGGUUGGGGCUGGGUGGAGCUGUGCUAGGAGUUUGUCACCUGACUCCUGAUACAUUAAAGAAUCAUCAAGUUGUACUUUGUCCUGCAGGAAGGUCCAAUCAGCCAGAGUAAUGAAACACCUGUGCAGGGAUGUACUGUAACAUGUAGGGCCUUUUAACUCAUUUCUAAUACUGGAAAUGGACAUGACUGUAAUAUUAUAGAAGAUAAAAAGGACGACAAGACUUACCAGACAUCAGUAAUGGACAACAACAAAUGCAUAACCUCAGUUGCGUGAUAAUGUGAACGUCACAUAACGGCAUUUAGUUGAUUGUGGUGCCUGUUUUAUGCUGUGACUCAUUUGUUUCAGCAAAUAAAGAGUCUGAAUCUUU
This is a messenger RNA of Lates calcarifer (barramundi perch), 2940 nucleotides long. It is a transcript of the gene faah2b, whose product is annotated as fatty acid amide hydrolase 2b. The record is from RefSeq and is a predicted model, not a curated record. The coding region runs from base 164 to 1753 and encodes 529 amino acids. NCBI's taxonomy places the organism in Eukaryota, Metazoa, Chordata, Actinopteri, Centropomidae. The transcript is spliced from 11 exons.